CUUGUCUAGGUUAACAGUGCAAUUUUUUUAAAAGUGGAUUAAGUUAUUGGUGGGGACAUUUCUAUGGUCAGUGGAUAUUGGUGGGAACGCAUCACCUCUGUCCACACCUGUCUAAAUGUAAAAGUGAAAACAGAAUCUUUUUGACGGUUCUCGGUGGGGGGAAAAAGAGAAAAAAUGGGACCACCACAAUCAAAAUAUGAAAAAAAGCAUCUGCAGCCAAGUGGUCAGAUGGGUAACAAAAGAGAUGGGAGUCAAUCACAGACUGGUGAUCGACGACAUACAAAAGACCAUGUUGAUAUUAAAACUGAAUCACAAAGAAAACCAAAAAAAGCAAUGUCAACAUGCAGCUAUGAUUCUGGAUAUGCUGUGUCAACAAAUGAGCCACUAUAUGAUGAGAGUAAUCUUGAUGAAAGACGUACACAAAGCAGUUCUUCCUGGGAACGCCCUAACCUAGUAUAUCGACAGGAUUUGGAUAUGUCUACACUCAGAUAUGCUGUGUCAGCAAAUGAGCCACUAUAUGAUGAGAGUAGUCUUGAUGAGAGACGAACACAAAGCAGUUCUUCCAGGGAACGUCCUGACCUAGUAUAUCAACAGGAUUUGGAUAUGUCUACACUCAGAUUGUCACAAAGGUCUUCAGGAAAAACACUUCCAUACCUGGAUGAUCACAGUCAAUCACAGAAAACACGGCCAACCCAAGAUUUGGAAAAACCAUGGAGAAAAUUUGAUUGGGGACAGAAACAAGAGCUAUUGAGACGCUUAGAACAAUUUUCUCCAAGUAAUCCAACAGUUACAAACAUAAAGGUUCUGGUAGCUGGACAAGUUGGAGCUGGAAAAUCCAGCUUUAUUAACUCUGUGAAUAGUGCCUUUCAAGGAGAGAUUGCUCGUGAUGCAUUAGCUGAUGCAACUACAGGUGGAAGUUUCACACGAAAGUUGGAAUCAUACCGCAUAAGAAGUGCAGAUGGAGAUUUGCCUUUUGAAAUCUGUGACGUCAUGGGGUUAGAACCUGAAAUACUGUCUGGGUGUCAUCCAGCAGACAUUAUCAGCACCAUAUAUGGCCAUGUAAAUGAUGGAUAUAAGUAUAAAGACAAGAACCCUCUCUUUCCUGAGGAUGAACAUUACAAAAGAAAACCAUCAAUGUCCGACAAGGCUUUCUGUCUGGUCUAUGUCAUAGAUGCAAGUACUAUCCAAUUCACAGAUGACAGACUUAUUGAGAAGUUAAGAAUUAUUCGUAAUAAAAUCAGCGAAGAAGGCAUUCCUCAAGUGGUUGUCAUGACCAAAGUGGAUGAAGCUUGUCCGCUGGUCAGAGAUGAUUUGAGGAAAAUCUACACGAGCAAGAAGAUCAAAGAGAAGAUGGAGCUGUGCAGUGCUAAAGUUGGUGUGCCGAUGAAUAACAUCUUCCCAGUGAAGAACUACCAUGAUGAGAUCGACACAGAUGACGAUAUUGAUGCUCUGAUACUGAAGGCUCUUGAACAGAUUGUUCAGACUGCUGAUGAUAGAUUGCUGGAUCGUGAAAACUACUUAGACAGUAAUUAAUGCAUGGGACGUUAUACAUUUUCUUUACAUGAACAGCAUAAUAGGCUAACAUGACUCAGUAGAGGAUUGUGUUUUGUCUUACAAAGGGGCUCAAAGCUAAUGAAAUGCUUUAUUACAGUCUAAUUAAAAAUCUGCAAAUAAUACAAAGAUUAAGAAUAAAGUAAACCCACAUUUAAUAUCAAACAACUGUAGAGUGGAGGAACUAUGACGUCCCCUUGUAGGCUAAUCAGCUGCUAGCAUAAGACUGGUUCUCUUGAUAAAAUCCCUAUAGGAUUUUCCCAUAGGCUUUUCGAAGAUUGUAAAUAAUAAGCUGUGUGUUCAAACACUGUUCAUUACACUUACAUGUUUUGUCCAGCCGGAUAAUCCUCACACGAAAAUACAACUUUUAGAUCUUAAAUGCAAACGCAAGAACUGAAAAGCUAACAUUAGGCUAACGGACUCAGUGACUUCAGGGCGCUCGCCUGUGAUGUCAGCACCACCCUGCUACAGACAACUCUUCAAGCUUAUUUUUAGAAAUAUGCUCCAUGUCAAAGAGUUAAUCUCUUUGUUUAUUAUAUUAUAAUCAACACCAUAUACUGUAUUAUAAACAAAUAAAUACGCAAAAAUCACAUAGACCUACGUGCUUUUUGAGUAUUUUACAUGGGAAAUACAUCUGUUUUGCUUUACGGUUGUUGUAAAAGUUUUAAAACUGUAUGUAUGAAUGUGCCUACAUAGUAUUAUUAUUAGACAUAUUUAAAUGUGUAUCGCUCGCCUGCAUACAGCCUGCUUACCUUAAUAGUAGAUGACAGAAAUGAGGCGUGAGGAACAAGUCUAUCAAAUACCUGCAAGUUCCAUCAUGGACACAGAACAACAUUCAGUAUUCUUUUUAUGUCACGAAGUACAGUGAAAAGCAGCCCAUAAAGUCACAUAUGCCAUACA
This is a messenger RNA of Danio rerio (zebrafish), 2451 nucleotides long. Lineage: Eukaryota; Metazoa; Chordata; Actinopteri; Cypriniformes; Danionidae. The record is from RefSeq and is a predicted model, not a curated record.